Molecule: messenger RNA, 2495 nt
Organism: Acomys russatus (golden spiny mouse)
Lineage: Eukaryota; Metazoa; Chordata; Mammalia; Rodentia; Muridae
Gene: Cep78
Product: centrosomal protein 78
Exons: 15
Coding region: 45-2399 (784 amino acids)
Cellular component (GO): centrosome
Molecular function (GO): protein binding
Source: RefSeq, a predicted model, not a curated record
AGGCGGCGCGGGGCGGCUGGUGGAGGUCCCCGGGGCUGCCGGUCAUGAUCGACUCUGUGAAACUCCGGCGCGACUGCGCGGCCGACUUCUUCUCGCACUAUGAGUACCUGUGCGCGCUGCAGGACUCGGUGCCGCUGCCCGCCGUGCGCGCCUGCCUGCGGGACGGCGUGCUGGACUUCAACGCCGACCGGCUGCGCGCGGUGGACUGGGCGCCGCUGCUCAGCACGCUCAGGGUGAACCGCGACCUGCCUUUGGUGGCCAUCAAGAGCUCCUUCCAGCCGUGGCUCGGGGAGACAGGUUUGGAUACACACAGAGUUUGCAGAAAUCGAGUUCCUGCAGUAAGAUUCAAAGACGUGAGCUUCCAGUUGUGUAAGGCUCUUAAAGGCUGUUUAAGUACAUCAAUUGUGCUGAGAAAUCUGGAGCUAAAUGGGCUGCUGCUCAGAGAGAAAGAUUUGACCAGUCUAACAAAGGGAUUGAGUAAAUCGGCCUCUUUGGUGCACCUGUCUCUUGCGAAUUGUCCAAUUGGAGAUGGAGGUUUAGCAAUUAUUUGUCAAGGUAUAAAGAACUCUGUCACUCUCAAGACCGUCAACUUCACAGGAUGUAACCUGACGUGGCAAGGAGCCAGUCACAUGGCCAAGAUCUUAAAGUACCAGACCAUGAGAAGGCAUGAAGAAACUUGGGCUGAGAGCCUUCGCUACAGGAGACCCGAUCUUGACUGCAUGGCUGGCUUACGGCGCAUCACACUGAAUUGCAACACACUGAUCGGUGACCAAGGUGCAAGUGCUUUCGCAGACUCUCUUAGUGAGGAUUUAUGGCUUCGAGCCCUUGACCUGCAGCAGUGUGGCCUCACCAGUGAAGGGGCCAAGGCUUUACUGGAGGCCCUGGAAACCAACAUAACCCUGGUCGUUCUGGAUGUAAGAAAGAAUCCACUUAUUGAUCAUUCUAUGAUGAAAGCAAUUAUCAAAAGGGUUCUCCAAAAUGGAAGGAGUGCAAAGUCAGAGUAUCAGUGGAUAACGUCCCCAUCAGUGAAGGAACCGCCCAAAACCACUAAGCAGAAAAAGAAAACAAUCGUCCUAGGAAGCAGUCGGAAAGGAAAGGCUACCAUUAGAAUUGGGUUAGCUACAAAGAAACCUGUGAGCAACGGCAGAAAACCCGGGCUCAGUAAAGAUUGCUAUGCUCCGGAACCUCUGCCACCAGGCGUGUCUGGUUUCUUGCCCUGGCGCACGGCAGAACGUGCAAAAAGAAACAGGGGUUUUCCAUUAAUCAAAACUCGUGAUAUAUCUAAUCACCUCAAGCAAUCAGAUUUCCCUGUGACUGUGACAGUAGAGAGUCCUUCAUCUUCAGAAACUGAUGAGGUUGAAGAUUCUUCAGAAAGUAUCCAUGAAGUGCCUCAGGAAACUAGCAUAAGACAAGAAACAUUACAGGACAAACUGGAGGAAUGCCUGAAGCAGCUGAAGGAGGAAAGAGUGAUCCGGCUCAAGGCUGACAAGCGAGUCAAUGAGCUAGAACAUGAAAAUGCCCAGCUAAGAAAUAUAAAUUCUUCCCUGUCCGAAGCCCUUCAUGCACAGUCGAUGACAAGCAUGAUCCUGGAUGAUGAAGGAGUCUUGGGCAGCAUUGAGAAUUCUUUCCAGAAGUUUCACGCUUUCUUGGAUCUCCUUAAAGAUGCUGGGCUUGGGCAGCUUGCCACUAUGGCUGGUAUAGAUCAAUCAGAUUUUCACCUAUUAGGUCGUCCCCAGAUGAGUUCUACGGUUAGUGCACCUGUGGAAGAACAGAAAGCACUUGAAGAAGAAAAACCAGACUCAAAACAGAGUGCCGCAGGACAAAUGCAGAAUAUCCAAUUCCAGAAGAUUACAAGUGAUGCUAGGAUCCCUUUACCUCUCGACACCUUCCAGGGUCCAGUUUCUACACAAGAGGCGUUGGUAGCUGCCAGAGACAACCUGGGGGUUGCAGCCCCUGAGCAGCAGGAGGGAUCUGCAGCAGGAUGCCUUGCUAGAACAGGCUCUCCAUCAGCAGAUGGGAUAUCUGGAGGCGGGAGCCAAAGAGAAGAGGCAAUGUUGUCUAAACACAGCAGGUCUUCUUCAGAUAAGGGGACCACGAGUGAGUACUCCAGAAAGCACUCCUCUGAGAAACACUCUGGGAAGGACCUGCUUUCUGACUUGGAUGCUGCUGGAAACUCAAAAGGCAAAGGAACUGGGGGGGAAAGGUCUUUGCUUAAUGAGCCAAUUAAAAGUGAAUCUUUGAAAAAAUGUAUUUCUGUCAAGAAAGAAAAUAGAAUAGUGACUAUCUCAUCCAAGACUAUCAAAAGUAAAUCCAGUCCUCUAGAACAUUCUGGAAGUGAUACUAUUGGGUCUGAUUGUGAAUUUCAGGAAAGUGUCCAUUUGUCAGCACAUCUGACAUAGGUAUAACCUUUUGAAAUUAUGAUUUUGCCUUCAAAUUUAAUAAAUUUUCUUGUGUUUUUAUUAUAAUGUGUGAAAUCUUAAAAUACAGGGCCAGAA